AUGUCUACCACAAGGGAUCAAGAUCCAGCCAUAGAGAGCCGAGACAACCCACUAACUCUUGAGGGAGAGUGGGUACAGGAAGCUUUAGAGAGUAGUGCAGUAGACCUAGAUGGGUCCUCUGCCACACCUGAAUCUGAAGAAGUAGUGGUCGAUUGUCCUAGAGAGGUGGAGGAAGUUGGGGCCGGAAUCCCAGAGGAAGAGGGUGACAGGGGAGACAGUGUGGAUGUUGAGGAAGACUCGGAGAUUGAAGCUGUUGCUGAGGAGGAGGAAGAAGGUGAGGAGGAGGAAGAAGGUGUUCAAGCAGGUCAAAAUGUUGUGGUGGAUGCCCAUCAUUUCCCAAUGGCUGGCUUCCGAUUUAUGUUUCUGGAUUUGGUCCAUGCCAUUCUCAAUCGUGUCUAUUACAACGACCACAUCCUGGCUAGAGACCCUCGAAAUGAGAUGGACUCACCUAACACUUCCGAAUCUGACAACUCAAAUGAGCGCCAAACACCACCCGAGCCUAUCCCAUCAACAGUGAGGGCCGCAGAGUAUGUGCAUCAGGGCCCAGACCUUCCUGAGGUUAUCGCCACAUUUCCAGAGCUGGAGGAGCCUGCUGCCUUCGAGGAAGCAGCAGAUCAUUACCUGCAGGAGACAACAGGAGAAGAAAUGAACAUCACUGCAUGGAAUAUUUGCUAG
Messenger RNA from Mus caroli (Ryukyu mouse), 675 nucleotides. Lineage: Eukaryota; Metazoa; Chordata; Mammalia; Rodentia; Muridae. The record is from RefSeq and is a predicted model, not a curated record.